Anoplophora glabripennis (Asian longhorned beetle) is the source of this 1246-nucleotide messenger RNA. Its product is annotated as zinc finger protein 480-like. The record is from RefSeq and is a predicted model, not a curated record. Lineage: Eukaryota; Metazoa; Arthropoda; Insecta; Coleoptera; Cerambycidae. Gene Ontology annotation, biological process: regulation of transcription by RNA polymerase II. Bases 77 to 1246 code for a protein of 389 amino acids. Gene Ontology annotation, cellular component: nucleus. Gene Ontology annotation, molecular function: DNA-binding transcription factor activity, RNA polymerase II-specific; zinc ion binding; RNA polymerase II transcription regulatory region sequence-specific DNA binding. The transcript has 5 exons.
UUAUAUGUUGACGUAGUAAUUAGUAAUUUAUGGGUAUAAUAACAAAUGCCCGAAUAAAUUCUAUAAGGUAGUAUAAAUGGAAAACUUUGCUAAAACAUUCUGCAGGCUUUGCCUCGACGUCAUAGUAGAUGGGAAUUUCAAAAUAAUAGAAGAGACUAUUAAAGAAGUUCUAGAGGUUCUUCUGUUGAAACUGAGAAUAGAAGAAAAUAUUAAGCCUAUAAUAUGCAGUACUUGUUCCAUCAGACUAUUUGAGGCAUUUCAAUUUAAAGCGAUGUGUACAGACACUGAGGAUAGUAUUUUUCCUCACGUUAGUUCUGAAAAUGUGGCACCAGUUGAUUUAAAAGAUAUUUAUCUAAAAGGAAGAGGUAAGGAACACUUAAGAGGUUUAUUGGAAGACGAAAAACUUUGUCGAUUGUGUAUGCAGUUAGACACCUGUGGAUUUACAUCAGUAAAAGAUGUGGAUUUUGACAUAAUCACUAAAUAUAUUCCGGAAGUAAAUUUUAAUUCCACCGAGGAUCCAGUUAUUUGUACAGCUUGCCUUGAUUCUCUGAACACUCAUGGCAGGUUUUUAAAAAUGUGUUCAGAUAUAGACGAGCAAAUUUGUGAUGGUAAAACUACAGGGGAUCGAUUAUAUAUUGAUACUGAAGAGAUUGAAAUAAAAUCUGAAGAAAACAAUGAAGAUAGCGAUUCUCCCCUAUAUAACAACAAUGAAUCUUCAGUCAGCAUAAACCAGAGUAAUUCUUUACAAAAUUUGACGGAAGUGGAUGAAAAUGAUAAAUACGAAAUUAAAACUAACUGCGAGAGAAAGCACAUAAGAGGCAUAUCAGAGACGAUCUCCAACAAACCUGAUACAUGUGGUUACAAAAUCAAGGGCAAUGAUAAAUUAAAACUCGAAUCCAAGCUCAACAGCAGCCUUUCACCCCACCAAAUAAAUCACAAAGACAUUUCUAAGCCACGGUUAUAUGAAUGCGAUACGUGCGGCUUCAAAGUGAAACGUAAGUGCCACCUUAGAACGCAUCUACUCAAACACAAAAGUCCCUUUGAGGUGCAAAUGUACCACUGCAAUACGUGCAAUUUCAAAUCCAAAUAUAAACAAAGUAUCGCAAAACAUCAACUGGUGCACGUAGAUUACUCCAAGGAGCCGACGUUCAUAUGUUGCACAUGCGGUGCGAAGUUCAAGCAGAAAAGAUACCUUCUGCGCCAUCAACUAAGUCACACAGACAGUUCUGAAUUGCNGGGAUUAUAA